AAAAUCGCUUUGAAAUGCCUCUUCCCCAAGAGGAUGAGGAUGGGGCAGGGGCAGCUGGAGCACGUUGGCUGCAUUGGUGUUUUCCAGGUUUGGGCUUUGCGCUUGGCACGCUUCCCUCUCUGAGCCAGGAGGGUCAGCUCCCUGUAGAGGGCAGCUUGUAAGGCAAGGGCAGGAGCCAAAGCCCCAGGGUGUCUAUUCCAGCGGGAAGCUGGCCUUUUAGGUGAGGCUUGUAACUCCAUCCCACAGUGUCAGAUCCUAGAGAUACCAGACAAGAACGCCACAGCAGUCUACAGCGGACAGAGUCCUUUCCCAGCAGUCCUAACGAGUCACUUUAUCAUCCCCACAGAUAGGGAAAGAGAGAUGGAGGGAAGAUAGGUAGGCAGAAAUUUGAGGAAUAUUUAUUGAUCACAUAGUCUUUGCCAGGCACUGGGAGCAGCCAGAGCAUGUUGGCUCAGCUGCCCGGAUUAGGCCUUUUGGUCUGGCAUGGUGAAAUCCCUCUUCUCAUGGAGCCGACAUUCUAGUUGGAAGAGAGCUGAGACAGGGCUGGGGGAGAUGGUGUGGACUGCCCAGGGUCUGUCCCCUGCCCUCGGCAGCAGUAGGGUAACACGGAGGAUGAGCCUGGGCCUAGGAGCCAGAUGGGUCCACCCAAGACCUUUCUGAGUCAUGGUUGUAAACUCACCUCACUGACCUGAGAGGUCUACUGUGGCAAUGUAGUAAGUGAGGACCAGAAAGCCUGGAAUGACUUGGUAACUGUCAUCUUUAUUAUUACUGUUAGAAUUGUCAGAAAUGUUAUUCCUGUUACUGCAGCAGGUCAGUCCCCUGUUCUGAAGCUUUGAGCCAUUUCCCAAGAGGGAGAGUGCAGAAGUAAAACUUCUGUGACCUGUAGAAGGAACCCCUUCUGGGACUCGAGUUUGUUUUUUGUUGUGGUGUUUUUUGCCGAGAAGACAAAACACUAGGGCAACUUGUUUCUCUCAAAGCAGCCAAGAAAAGUAGUCAGAGCACACCCUCUGUUGGAGCCUGGGGGGAUUGCCUUAGGCAGGAUCUGGCCCUGCCUUUAUUUUACAGAUGGGGUAACAGGCCCGGGGAGGGGCAGAGCGUUCUUGGAGUGCCCCUGAUGUAUUCUGGUCUCUUCUGAGGUAGGUAGUGUGGGGAGAUGUGGGGCCAGCCCUCCACACUGGCAGCCUGUCCUCCCUCUCGCUCUGUGUCACUCACACACACACACAUGCACACGGUGCAUGCCCCCUCAGCACUUACUGAGCUCCCCCCGCCCCAGGCAUCUUCUGCCAACGUCAGUCACCUAAUGAAAGCAUCACACAGUAACUUGGGCUGAUAAGAACUUCCACCGUUACAAAAAUGGUCUUAGAAGUAAAAGUUCCCCUUAGAUACAAAGAACCACACUUGACAAGGUUUUUUUCCUUGUAUCUGCUCUUUCCCACAGAAACUAAUUCUAUCUUAGGUGUUGCUUUGCAUUUAACAGUUUAUCUCCGAAACCUUGCUAUAAUCGGUACAGGUCCAUCUGGCGUGCUUUGACUGCCUUCAGAAAACCAGGUACUCAGAAAUGUUCAUGUCCCCCUAGCAGGUGAACAUUUUUUAUAUAAUCGCAAUACUGAUUGUUAGCAAGGGUGCAGACAAAUGGACAAUCUUAUGUGCUGCAAGUGGGCAUAUAAAUAGGAAUAGUACAGAAUUUAAAAGGGCUUUUCCCCUCAUCUUUUGUCGUCAUAAAUACCUAUAGUAUUCACGAAGGCAACUUGGAAACGUCUCUAAACAAUGUGGCUUAAAAAAUCACCUCAUCCUUCCCUUUAGCCCAGCAAUUCUAGAGAUGUACUCUAAUAACUAGAGCGAGGCACAGAGAUUUACAUAAAGACCUCAUACUGUCUAUAAUGGUAGAAAAUUGGAAGUAUCUCCAUGUCCAUUUCUAGGGGACUGAUCAGAUCUUGGUACAUCCAAGUACAUGUGUACAAAACUCAUCUAGAGGGAACCUUAAUGACAUGUUCUAGAGUGUUCUACAGAGUGGGCUAUAAAAUGCAGUGUAUACUUUGAUUCCCCUAAUGCUUUCAAAUGUAUGUGGCUCUUCUUUAUAUGUGUAGUUCUCUUUUCUCCCUAGCCUUAUUACCCACUGGUAGAGCUCUUAAGCAUCUCUGUAGCAGUGACUUCUAAUUUCCCGUCUUUCUUCCCCAUACCAUCCCCCAUCUCUGAAUUCCAGCCCCCUACCUCCAUGUACCUACUCGGCAUCUCCCCUUAUAGGGCUCACAGGCGUCUCCAAGUUGGUGUGGUCAGAUAGAACUCUGAAUCUUCAUCCCCCCACAUCGUGCCCCCAAAUAUUCCUCUGCUGUUCAUCUCAGUACUCCAUACUUCCGCUUAGUCAUGUCAGCUCACUUCCCCACCAGUCAGAUACAAGGUCCUGUUGAUUGAACCUCCAAGUAACAUCUAGAAUCUGCACCACCGCCUCCUUCCUCCACUGAUCAUCUUUUCACACCUGACCGGCAGGAGCCUCACAACUUGCCCACUUCUGGGCCCUGCUCAACCCAGAUACAGAGUCCUCUUUGAAAAUGCAGAUCUGAUCUUUCAAGACCUGCAACCAAGUUGCAGAUGUGAUCUGGCCCCUGCCCAGCAUACUCCAGUCUAUGGCUCUUUUGGUUCUUGCAUCUCGCCAUACCCUUCCCUCCCCCGAGCCUUCACAAACACUCUUCCCUUCAACCCAUCUAGAUAAUACCUCUCCUUCCUUGGAGUUCAUCUAAAAUGUUGCUUCCUGAUCCCCAGUCUUGGUCAGACCCUGGCCUGAGGAGCGAUGCGACAGGCGUGAUGGAGGUUGAGUCCUCCUACUCGGACUUCAUUUCCUGUGAGAGGACGGGCCGUCGGAACGCGGUCCCGGACAUCCAGGGGGGCUCUGAGGCUGUGAGCGUGAGGACGCUGGCUGGAGACAUGGGCGAGCUGACGCUCGAGGGCACAGAAGGACAGACAGAGGUGGGCACCCCAGAUAAGGAAGCUAGCAACCAGCCUGAGAGCAGCGAUGGGACCACCUCGUCUUGAGUCUGACCUUGCCCAUGGAGGAUGGAAAAGAGACCUGCUGUCCUCGCCUGGACAGGGAGCCCUGGCACUGGCCUCGCAGCCCCUUCUCUGAGCCCCUGUCCCAGACAAGCCAGGCCCGAGUGAAAAGGCACCCCCAGAGGCCACCGUGGCCCCUACCCUGGAAAAGCCCUCCACCUGCACCCUCAGGCUGCACUUGCCCACCACCUCUUCACUGUGCCCAGGUACACUUCCAAGACCCUGUAGCUGUGGGGCAUUAUUUAUUCAGCGGGCACCUGAGUGAGCAGCCCCCGCAAGAAUGCCCCUCCACAGGUAGCCUGGGCAGCAACCACAGCCCAGCUCUGCACCCCCCUUCUCCAAGCCCAACCUUCUGGGUCAAGAUCUUCAUAUCCCUUUUUUUAAAAACACUUUUAAACUUUUUAAAAACUUUAAACUUUUUUUCAGCAGAGAGGUUGGGAGCUGUGUUUUUGUUUUUUGGUUUUUUGGGUCUUUUUUGGAAGGCAUUAUAAGUUAAAUUGACCAUCUAUGCAGCUCUGCGUUCCCUCAUGGAGCUCCACAGAUCCAUUUCUAGGGAAGGGGUUUUAUGCUCAAAACUGUCUGAUCAACUCUUUGCCCUUUCUACCAAGAUAAGUGACACCUAGGACCCAGGAAAUAAAUGCUGAUGAUUUGUGUGA
This is a messenger RNA of Mirounga angustirostris (Northern elephant seal), 3701 nucleotides long. RefSeq names its product cAMP-dependent protein kinase inhibitor gamma (gene PKIG). Lineage: Eukaryota; Metazoa; Chordata; Mammalia; Carnivora; Phocidae. Bases 2740 to 3030 code for a protein of 96 amino acids. The transcript is spliced from 3 exons. Gene Ontology annotation, cellular component: nucleus; cytoplasm. Gene Ontology annotation, molecular function: cAMP-dependent protein kinase inhibitor activity. Gene Ontology annotation, biological process: negative regulation of cAMP-dependent protein kinase activity. The record is from RefSeq and is a predicted model, not a curated record.